This is a messenger RNA of Cloeon dipterum, 2742 nucleotides long. RefSeq lists its product as uncharacterized. The transcript is spliced from 4 exons. Bases 102 to 2378 code for a protein of 758 amino acids. Lineage: Eukaryota; Metazoa; Arthropoda; Insecta; Ephemeroptera; Baetidae. The record is from RefSeq and is a predicted model, not a curated record.
CCCCUGCUUUGCAUCUCAAAUUCAACAGUUGUGUAGUGCUUACAGUAAGGACCCGUGCUUUCGCUUUCUUGGUGUUCAAUUCAUCCCUCGAGUGUUGCCUGAUGUGGAGGUUCCAGGCAACAUCAUCAAACAACACACCCAUGCUGCUGCAAACUCGCACCUGUGAUGGCCAAAGGUACCGUUUGCAGAAAGGAAGUAAAACUAGGCCCGUAUACCACCUGGGGCAAGCCUCUAAUGAUGCAAUCAAUACAAUCGAAAAGAAGAUUUGGAGAUGGCUCAGUACAAACAAACAGCGUUUUCGGACCGACGACAUAGACUCUUUAUGGAAUUCGUUCUACGACUUCUUCAUGACAGACGCAAUGGCACCUCUGGAGGGAUUUUUAGUGCCCCUCCAGCGUUCCACCGCCGUGGACGAGGUUGACGUGAAGGUGGUGCAGCAGGAGUUGAAGGAGCUGCUCCGCGGACAAGACAAGCACGUCGCCGACCUGCUCAGCGACUAUUUCUGCAGCAGCCCUGGCCUGAAGAUAAGAUGCCUCAAACGCGGAGGGAAAAGUUUUAGCACGGACACGGAAAUGGCUGAAUUCGCCAACGGUGAAUUGAAGCAGACGAUGCUUCUGUUUGCUGGCUCUGAUCCUGGACCUGGAAAGCAUGAAAGGAUGCAGAGGGUCGUCACAGAGGACAUGGUGUUAGAAGCCAUCGAGAACAUCAAGGAAUCGCGAAAAAGCAGCGGACUUUUGCUCAUCACGCAGGAGAUGCUGACCCUGGCCCCUAGAGCGAUGGCAGCGGUGCUCUACAAAUUCUAUGACAAAAGUUUGCGGGAGAAGAGUCUGCCGGCGGACUGGCUAAACUCGGUCAUCACCCUGGCGCACAAAGACACAGAUCUCGACCCCACACUCGUCGAUAAUUAUCGCCCGAUUGGAAUCACCUGUGUUCCUUCUAAAAUUUUGGAGUCGUUAGUCGGGAGUCACCUGCAGCAGUUCAUGGAGAGACACUGGAGUCACUCCCAGCACGGUAAUCGGCCAAAGUUUUCCAGCGAGACCCUUCUGGUGACUGCUCUGGAGGAUAUCCGAGGCGACCUGCGGCGCUACGGCCGCGUCGACUGCUUACGACUCGACUUCAGCAAGGCGGGCGAGCGGGUGGUGCACUCGGUGCUGAUCGCCAAGCUGGAGCGGCUCGGCGUCGACGCCACCACCGUCGGCUGGGUGCGAGCGUUCCUGCGCGGACGGAAGCAGUGCGUGCGGGUCGGCAACGCGAUUUCGUCCUUCGCAGAGGUCACGUGCGGCCUGCCUCAAGGCAGUCCUUUGAGCAGCGUGCUGCUCGCCAUUUACCUGAACGAUUUGAACCAAGGACCAAUCAGGGCACGUCUGUACCAGUACUGCGACGACACGUUGAUUGCCAAGGCAAUCACGCAACACAAGGACCGCCAAGAGCUGCAGUUGGCGCUUGACUGGGUCCAGCAGUGGAUGAUAUAUAACCACAUGACUGUCAGCUCUGAAAAGUGCCAGGCCAUAUCCUUCCAGCGGCCCAAUCAGCGUAGGGCGUCCACUCUGAAGGUUCAAUACUGGCUGGAUGGCAAUUCCGUGCCUGUCGUGCCGCACAUCAAGUUCCUGGGCCUCCACCUGAGCUGCGACCUGACCUGGGAUAAGCACGCCAAAAGCCUUCUUGAACGUUGGCUGCCUGUGGCCGAGUAUUUCAAGAAGUUGCCCGCCAAGCAGAAGGCUGUCUGCUACCAGCUAUUCAUACAAAAUGGCCUGGAAAAGUACUGCCUCAUCUGGGGCAGCCGUCUGGAGCGGGACAACCCAAAAUUAUUUGACCGCAUCGACCGAAUCCGCCGUGACCACGCUGCCAACCCUUCCCUCUCCGAACGGUUGAUAAUUAUAAAGCUGGAAUUCAUGCUGAAACUCUUCAGACGCCCCAUCGCGUACAAGGAGCUGAUCAACGAGUGCCUCGACAAGAGGAGCACCAGAUUCAGGAGCAACAAAUUCGAAUCGCUUGUGUCUAGUUCAGACUCGAUCAUCGGGGAUGCCGUCGCUGAGCUGAGCUCUUUCAACAAAUCGACGUGCUUCAGCAGCUCUUUCAACAGCUCUUCUCGAAAGAAAAUCGCCAAAUACGCCGAUGGUAAAAUAAAUUGGAGCUUGUGGUGGAUUCUGACCGUCGCCUGGUGCUUUUUGACCAUCGAUUUAUGGUGCAAGGAUCCACCCAGCGACCGUGCUCUGCGUUUGCUCGACAAAUGUUUUCAUCCAAGCCACAACAUUUUCAGUUUGUUAUGGAAUAAAUUUUUUAAAAGACUGUUUAAAAUGCGUGGUGAUCGACUUUUCAUUUAUUUAAUAUGUUUGAUAAUUCUGUCCUUCACAUUCGAGAUUUUCGGAAUAAUAUGAUGUAAGACUCUAUAUUAAACUCACAAUUUAUUAAAUAAUAAACGUAUUUUUUUAUCCCAUGAGCAAUGAGUUUUCAGGAGAGGAAUUUUGAUUUGAGCUGGACUUUGAAACCAUUUCUCUUUGCUAAUUUGUUGGCCCUAAAUAACUAUGGGUAUUGCUGACAAAGCUCCAAUUUCACGCAAAAAGUCAACAUGUCUUGCUUGAUAGUUAUUAAAUAAUAGCGAUCUACUGCUUGUAUAUUUUACUUUCUCGAUGCAUAACGGCAGAAAUGAAUCAUGCAUGUCUCAAAGCGCGCGUGUUAGGAAUCUGCUGACGUCGCUUCUGAGGGGCAGCAAAUAAAAAGAUGAGAAUCAGCAAUUUUUGG